CCUCAGUUUCCCCAGCUGUAAAGUCCAAGGCCUGACUGCCUUUGUCUCUGACUCUUUCUAAGGGAGGAAGCAGCACCUUGAAAGUUCUCAAAAUUCUGAAAGGGGCAGUUUCACUGGAAAGUCAGAGUGUCUCUGAGCCCCACCAGGAGUUCCCCUUAGCCUGCUACUCCACAUGACUUGAGACAACUCAAGAAUAUCCUUUCUUUUGUUUUUCUCUGCAGGCGGACAGAUCCCUUGGCCCGCACGGCUCAGGAGAGGAUGAAGGCCAACACUGCAGCCUCCUCCCCGGAGGCCUGCAGAGCUGCAGGCCAGGGUGAGAAGGGCUGCCCUGUCUGCCAGGCCUGGGGAGGAAUCUCAGGCCUGGGGUCGGAGUCAGGGCCUGGGCCCGGGCCAGGUACUGCUUCAGGAUCUAGAGCAGAGCCUGCUACUGUUCUGGGGCCUAAUGCUAUGUCAGGACCUGGGCCGAGGCCUGGUGUGAUUCUAGAACCUGCACCAGGGCUUGGUGCUGGGUCCAGACAUGGGCCAGGGCCUGGUGUGGUUCUGGAAACUGGACCAGGGCCUGGUGUGUCUCUAGAACCUGGACCAGGACUUGGUGCUGGGUCCAGACAUGGGCCAGGGCCUGGUGUGGUUCUGAAAACUGGACCAGGGCCUGGUGUGACUCUAGAACCUGGACCAGGGCUUGGUGCUGUGUCCGGACAUGGGCCAGGACGUGGUGUGGUUCUGGAAACUGGACCAGAGCUUGGUGCUGGGUCCAGACCUGGGCCAGGACCUGGUCCUACAUCAGGACCUGGGCUGAGUCUGGGGCCUGGGGCAGGAGCUGGGUCAGCCCCUGGGCCGGUACCUAGGGCAGAAGCUGCACCAUUACCUGGACCAGGGGUAGAGCCUCGGCCCAGAAGUGGGUCUGGAACUGGGCCCAAACCCAGUGAGCCAGAGACAGCCACUACAUCAACCCCGCAGCUAAAGACUCAGGCCACACACAUGCAGGCCCCUCGGCAGAAGAUUCUGGUGACCGGAGGAGGAGGCUACCUGGGCUUUAGCCUGGGUUCCAGCCUAGCCAAGAGUGGCAGUUCCGUCCUACUGCUCGACCUCCGCAGACCGCAGUGGGAGCUGUCCCCGGGGACCGAGUUCAUCCAGGCGGAUGUCCGCGAUGAAGAAGCCCUGUACCGUGCCUUCGAAGGGGUGGACUGUGUCUUCCACGUGGCCUCCUAUGGAAUGUCCGGUGCUGAGAAGCUGCAAAAAGAGCAGAUUGAGUCUAUAAAUGUUGGAGGCACCAAACUGGUGAUCAGUGUUUGUGUCCGUCGGCGGGUCCCAAGGCUCAUCUACACCAGCACCGUCAACGUCGUUUUCGGCGGGAAGCCCAUAGAACAGGGUGAUGAGGACUCUGUGCCAUAUUUCCCGCUGGAGAAGCACACGGAUCACUACUCGCGGACCAAAGCCAUCGCCGACCAGUUGACCCUCAUGGCCAACGGAACUCCUCUCCCAGGAGGAGGCACUUUGCGGACGUGUGUGCUCCGGCCCCCAGGGAUCUAUGGGCCUGAAGAGCAGAGGCACCUGCCCCGCGUGGCGAGCCACAUCAAGAAGAGGCUAUUCAUGUUCCGAUUCGGGGACUGCAGGACGCGGAUGAACUGGGUGCACGUGCGCAAUCUGGUGCAGGCCCACGUGCUGGCAGCCGAGGCCCUCACUGCGGCCAAGGGCUACGUGGCUAGUGGCCAGGCAUAUUACAUCAAUGAUGGGGAGAGCGUCAACCUCUUCGAGUGGAUGGCCCCCCUGUUUGAGAAGCUGGGGUACAGCAAGCCCUGGAUCCAGGUGCCUACUUCCUGGGUUUACCUAGCAGCUGCAGUGAUGGAGUAUUUGCACCUGGCCCUGAGGCCCAUCUGUAGCAUCCCGCCGCUGCUGACCCGGAGCGAGGUGCACAGCGUGGCCGUGACGCACACCUUCCAGAUCGCCAAGGCCCGCGCCCAGCUUGGCUACGCGCCAGACAAAUUCCGCUUCACGGACGUCGUGGAACAGUAUGUGCGGUCCACGAGCCAGCGGCCCUGCGGCUGUACGGCGCGGACGCUCCUACGGCUGCUGCUCGGGCUGCUGCUGCUGCUCGGGCUGCUCGCCCUGGCCCUGCACCUGCUAGGCCUUCCGCGGUCCUUCGUCUGAUCUUCGUCCCUUGGCCGGAGUCGCCUACUGCCUACGCUCCAUCCUCCGGGCUUGGACCCGCCCCGGCCCAGCCUCCGGAUUUUCUCCGCCCAUUUCCCCGCCUACAUCCCCGCCCUUUAGGCUUGGACCCGCCCCGGGUCUUGACUCCGCCCUGUCCUCACCUCCGGGCUUGGACACGCCUCUGCUCCGCCUCUUGGGCCCUGGCCCCGCCUUCUGAGUCUGGGCCUGGCCGGGUUACUGAGCAGGUAGCCGCACAGCUUCAUCCGUUUUCCGGGCCUUCACCCACCCUUCUCUGCCUCGAAUUCUCCUCUGUUCUGGUUUCGCCCUCUUUCUGGCCCUACCGGUAUGAUUGCGCCCUCCCCUUCGUUUCUCUUUCGGACUGGCCCUGCCCCUCCCUCUGGAUCUUGUCCCUCCACUCUCCUAAUUGUCAUUCGGCAAUAGCCCCGCCCUCCUCCUCUCCGACUCCCCGCCCCUCUCCGGCCACGCCUCCUAAGGUUAGUUCCUGGGGCCUGGCCAGAGUCGUCUCCAGCAGGCAAGUACAGGCCUGGCUAGCAUUUGCAGAUUUCCCAGUCUAAUGCUGCCUGUCUAGGGACACCGGACCCUCCUGGCCGUUCGGGCUCCUCUGUGCUUGUCCUGAGAUCGUCUUGAAGAGACUCAUUCCAGGAGAGUUGCUUUUGAUCUGCUGCUACCUUAAUGUUUUGGGUUCACUCAGUCAUGUGUUAUCUCCGUCUGUGUUGAUAGUCAGGGUUGGAGGGACCCGGGAGACCUAGACUUCUGCCUGGCUGCCCGUAGCCUUUUUGGAUUUCCGGUUAACUAGCCUGGGGCUGACUUAGCUUAUUAAGCACAGGCUUCUGUACCAGCAAGGAUCUAAACCAAAACAAAACUUUUUAAGGUGGUCAAAAGGUAUAAACUUCCAGUUACAAAAUAAAUAAGUCGCGGUGAUGUAAUGGUGAGUAUGGUUAAUAAUACUAUAUCAUACAUGUGAAAGUCGCUAAGAGAAUAGAUCUUAAAAAUUCUCUUUACAAGAAAAAAUUGUAACUGUAUGUCUUGAUGGGUGUUAACCAGACUUGGUCAUUUCACAAAUUAUGUUGUACAUCUGAAAUUAAUAUUAUGUGUAAAUUAUAUCUCAAAUAGCUUUUUAAAGGACUGGACCUUUUGGAAAAGUACCAAUAUAAUUAUAAUGGGAAGAUUUAGAACUUAUUUUUGUCCUAUUUUGUAAUUUCAU
Lutra lutra (Eurasian river otter) is the source of this 3373-nucleotide messenger RNA. RefSeq names its product short chain dehydrogenase/reductase family 42E, member 2 (gene SDR42E2). The coding region runs from base 259 to 2148 and encodes 629 amino acids. Lineage: Eukaryota; Metazoa; Chordata; Mammalia; Carnivora; Mustelidae. The record is from RefSeq and is a predicted model, not a curated record. Gene Ontology annotation, molecular function: 3-beta-hydroxy-Delta5-steroid dehydrogenase (NAD+) activity. The transcript has 11 exons. Gene Ontology annotation, biological process: steroid biosynthetic process.